This is a messenger RNA of Trichoderma aggressivum f. europaeum, 1014 nucleotides long. RefSeq lists its product as uncharacterized. The record is from RefSeq and is a predicted model, not a curated record. The coding region runs from base 1 to 1014 and encodes 337 amino acids. The transcript has a single exon. NCBI's taxonomy places the organism in Eukaryota, Fungi, Ascomycota, Sordariomycetes, Hypocreales, Hypocreaceae.
AUGCGGAUUGGGACCCAGUGCACUGCAAGAUAUACUUUGGGUAUGCUAUUCUUGUAUCUUCUUGCCCGGUUCUUAGGUCUAUAUCUGACUAAUGGUAGUCUCUACUAUAAUGCUUCGGUUGCUGUUUACGAUCCUUAUCGUGACGAAUAUGAGGAGAUCAUUAUACCUGGAAUCACCGGCAAUGACGAUUACUCCAUUACCGGUAUAGACUACGAUGGAAUGGGGUCGAUGUACUUUGCAGCCACUUCAUAUACAGCUUUCGAGGCGACAACCUCUGGAAACCCAGCACUGGCAAAUUUCACUGGCCCCAACAGUGUGAUUCGAUAUGAUACCAACGACCGUACAAUUCGCUGGGUAACGGAUCUAGUACCGCUACAGAAACAAGUAUUCCAACGAACGGGGAAGCUGAUUACCGGGUUCCAAGAUAUGGCAGAGGAUGGUCAAGGGAAUACCUACGUAAUUGGAACAUUUGGCCAGAUUAUUGUCAAGGUCAACAAAAACGGGACGCCACAAAUAUGGUACGAGCCAAAAAAUAUCAACGACACCCUUCUUUCUGGUGGUAUUGUUCGAUCGGGAGACAAGAUUGUCAUUAACGAUCGGGUUGCUCCGGGUUUAUUAACCUUUGACAUCAACAAGCCUAAGGGAGUCCCGGUCUAUGUGCAUCCAGAGGGAUUCCCGACUAACUACACUGGCGGAGGGGACGGUUUGAUGCUGCCGUCAAAAUAUGGUGGCAAGGUUAUCCUUUGGUCCGACGACUUUUAUGGCAACCGCGUGAUUGGGAGCAGAAAUGACUGGAAAACGGCCGAAUAUCUCGGUCUGGUUCCUAUGGAUGAAACCCUAAGUAAAGAAGGUGGCUACACCACAGGCACCUUUGAGGUUGGUCAAACAAUCUACUCUUUGACUGAAUUCUUCCAGCCAACGAGAUCUGUCAAGACAAAGCAGAAAUUCCUCAUGGUCGAUGCGACGGAACAGGUAGAUGAGCUUGUGAAGGCUUGGGAGCGCAAGACUUGGUAA